AUGAGUAGUAGUGAACCUUCCUCUCAUUUAGCCAACUAUUGGAAGAUAAUCUAUGUUUUUCUAAUUGGUAAAAGUGUACAGUAUCUGCUGGUGAUAUCGACACCUCCUUUCCCGUUCGAUACGUCUACUUCAUUACUUCUGGAUACCCUGGUGACAGAUAAGUCUGAGAUUAGCAACUUGGCGAAUAGAUUGGUGUGGAAUAAAUUACUUUCGUGGGAUGCCGUAUAUUUCAUUAAAGGUAUGAUCGAUUCUCCAGAAUUUGAAAAUGAAUUUGCAUUUUCUUUACUGUGGAAAAAGUUGGUGAAAAUGUCAACCAAUGGAGAUAAUUUCUAUCGCAUUUUAUACACUGCUGUUUUCUACGAGAAUAUUUUCCAUCUAUUGUCAUGUUUGGUACUUUAUCAUUUAACGCUGGAGACAUUCGGAUCUAAAAGAAAGUUUUCGAGGGAAAUGGCAUUGAAAACUUCUAUUUUGUUUGUAUUCACAAGUGCAGCCGGUUUCUUACUAAGCAUUUACUCCGAAUCAUUGUCAUGCUUACUUGCAUUUACAGGUGUCUGGCUUCGAGAAUUGAGUGUUAAGUUCGUUAGUUCUAAACAAUUUGACAUUCCAUGGAAAUAUUGGCCUUUGUAUGUCAUCGCAACUACGUUAUGCUUUACUUUGGCGACUGUAAAUAGAACUAAUUGCAUAUUACUGGGACUUUUCUACAUUUUUGAUCUUUUCCAACUCAUUAAAUUACGUCAUUACAAGAAGGCAUUCUUAAUUCCUUUCCUAGCGGGAUUUCUCAUGUUCUCCUGUAUCAUUUAUCAACAGUAUUACAUUCCAUUCAGGACAUUUUGUCCUCAAAGAGGUGAAUGGUGUCAUACACAAAUUUAUGGAUUCAUUACAAAGGAAUCAUUAUAUUCUUUUAUUCAAUCAAGAUAUUGGAACGUUGGAUUUUUACGUUACUGGACGAUAAGUAACGUACCAAAUUUUAUUAUGGGCUUCCCAAACUUGAUAAUACUUGUAUAUUCGAUAAUUUAUUUCACUAGAGUGUAUCCAAUUAACAAUCUUAAGCCAUUAUGUUUAAUAAGUGGAGGAUUUCUCAUUAUAAUGAUUUUUUUGGCACAUUUCCAGAUUAUAAAUAGAUUAAUAACGUUUAUCCCACUUCAUCUUUGGUACCUUGCCGAUCGAUUAGUUAAGAAAGGUCAAAUCAAAGAGGGCAAGAUGAUGAGAGGUGGUGAUGAUACGAUCGUUAAAAGUUACAUAUAUUGGUUGAUGAUUUGGAUACCUGUACAGACGGUGCUGUUUGCAUGCUUCUUACCACCUGCAUGA
This is a messenger RNA of Kazachstania africana CBS 2517, 1308 nucleotides long. It is a transcript of the gene GPI18, whose product is annotated as GPI-anchor transamidase GPI18. Gene Ontology annotation, cellular component: mannosyltransferase complex; endoplasmic reticulum membrane. Bases 1 to 1308 code for a protein of 435 amino acids. The record is from RefSeq and is a predicted model, not a curated record. Lineage: Eukaryota; Fungi; Ascomycota; Saccharomycetes; Saccharomycetales; Saccharomycetaceae. Gene Ontology annotation, biological process: GPI anchor biosynthetic process. The transcript has a single exon. Gene Ontology annotation, molecular function: alpha-1,6-mannosyltransferase activity; GPI mannosyltransferase activity.